ACUUCUUUAUCGGCGGCAUUUAAACGGUUUUGUGUUGUGACGUUUUGCUGUUUUAACGGUCGUUGUAGUUGAGCAAAAUCAAGUUUGUCGUCAAAAGAAAAAUUUAAAAUAUUGUUUUAAGUGGACAAUAUUUUAGUGUGUCAAAUAAAAUUUACAAAUUACUCUACAGUAUUCUAUAAUAUACACAAGAAAAAAUUGUUUGGUGGCAUUGCUGAAGUAAAAAUCGUUGGAGAAUGGUAAAAAACCGCAAAGAUUUGACGCCGAGACGAGGGAUCAGAGGAACAGCCGUAAAAUCAAGAGUUAGUGCCGGUGCUAACAUCAGGGUUGUUGUCAGAGUUAGGCCACAAAAUGCCAAAGAGACUGGAGAAAAUUUCAGGACGGUCGUCAAAGUUUCGGACGAGCAAAUGCUCAUGUUUGAUCCUGAAGAGGACUCGACGCCGUUCUUUUAUCACGGCGUUCAGCAGAAGGGAAGAGAUCUGCUCAAGAAACCUCACAAGAACAUGAAGUUUCUGUUCGACAGGGUUUUCCCACCCAUUGCAAACAAUGAGGAGGUUUUUGUGCAUAGCACCAAAGAUUUAAUUGAGACUUUAAUGGAUGGAUGCAACUGUUCUGUUUUUGUUUAUGGUGCAACUGGGGCUGGCAAAACCCACACCAUGUUAGGACAUAAUGGAGCACCAGGAAUAACUUAUCUAACAAUGAGGGAGUUGUUCCAUCAGAAGCAGGAGCUGACGACUGAGAGAGAUUUUGAGUUAGCUGUAAGCUAUUUAGAGGUUUAUAAUGAAAAUGUGCAAGACUUGCUGCAGCCAAAAGGUUCUCCACUGCAUCUCAGGGAAGACAGUAAAUUGGGUGUAAUGGUAGCUGGAAUAACAUUGAAAAGAAUAGAAAACCCUGAAGAUCUUUUUGAAUUAUUGGAAAAGGGAAAUAAAAAUCGAACACAACAUCCUACAGAUGCAAAUGCAGAGAGUAGCAGGUCUCAUGCUGUGUUUCAAGUGUACAUUCGUAUGAAAGUGAAGCAGACUGGGCAGACUAGGCUAGCAAAAUUAAGUAUGAUAGAUUUGGCAGGUAGUGAAAGAGGAGCUGCUACUGGUUGUAAAGGGGCUAGAUUCACUGAAGGUGCUAACAUCAACAAGAGCUUAUUGGCUUUAGGUAAUUGCAUCAAUAGUUUGGCUGAUGGCCAAAGACAUGUGCCAUACAGAGAUUCUAAAUUGACAAGAUUACUUAAGGACAGUUUGGGUGGGAAUUGUCAUACUGUUAUGAUUGCCAAUGUAUCACCUUCAUCUAUGAGCUUUGAAGACACUUACAACACAUUGAAAUAUGCGACCAGAGCAAAGAAAAUUAAAUCUAAUGUAAAGAAGAAUGUAGUCAAUAAUGAAUUAAAUGCAAGCCAUUACAUCAAAGUAAUUGAGGAAUUGAAUAAGGAAAUAUUGCAACUUAAGGAGGCAGCAGCCAGUUCAGAAACUGCCUGCACAAAAUGCAAAAAUAAUGACAAACCAAUGAAACAAGAGGUAGAGGUAGUGGAUAGUUCAGAAAUGCCUACCAAACUUAAGACAUUAUUUGAUGAAUACAUUAUGAAUCAGGAGAGAUAUCAAAAAUUGCAUUCCAAUCACGCCACUCUAGAUUACAGAUUGAAUCUUAAAGAUGAAACAAACAGUAGAUUGAGUGACUUUUGCGUUGAUUCUAGAGAGAAGGAAAAGGGUCACAAGAAGCUGGUGCAUACAAUAGAAACACUGAAGAAGCAAAAUAAUGCGCUCGUUUACGACCUUGACUCUUUGGAAAAGACGAUUGCCAGAAUUGAGGAGGAGAUUCAGAAUUUAGUGGAGGCAGCUCCUGACUUGAAAAUGCAGGCAGAGCUGGAACAGUGUAAAGUAGAUAAUAUGAAAAUGAAGUAUCAGUAUCAAGAAUUGCAAGGUAUCAAUAAAUUACAAUCGGUCGAGCUGAACACCAGAGGAGCUCUUAUGGAGAAUAUGGGCAGUCUGCUGCAACCGUGGUAUUACAUUCUCGAUGGACAUAACAUGAUGACGGACGAUAUGCGAAAGAAGUAUACAGAUCUGCGCGGUCGAUUGCAGGGGGAAUGCAAUGUGACCUUUGAUGACGCCGAUUCUGGACUGAGUACAUCUUCGUCAUCAUCGAAUAUAACAACCGUGGAAAAGGAUCUAAGACCGUUGAAGAGAAAGCUAUCGGAGGACAUGGACUCUACGUUUAUCUUAGGCUCAUCGACAAACAGUAAAAACGCUGCGGAUUAUAUGUUAUCUAAAGUCUGCGAACCGUCUCCCGCGAAGAAACUGGCAAAGUCUGCGAAAUUGACUUCACAAAUUGUACUGAAGGAGAACAGGCCACUAGUUCGAAAGGCUGUUGGUACCAUGGGAACCGCCUCCAGAUUCCCAGGUGCCCUGUCGAGUAUCACCUGUAAAACAACCAACAAAUAUACGUCCAAACAUUUGCUGGCCAAACAAAAAUGAGAACGUAUACCGUACGAGACGGGAAAUAAAGCAAUAGUCCGAAGAAGAUGAAGCACAGCCAGUGCUUGUUCGCAACCAAUGUACAUAUACUAAUUAUUUAUCUAUUUAUAACUCAAGUACUUCAGUAUUGUUGCGCCCAAAAUUAAGGUGCGAAUCACUUCCGGUAGCCUCGAUCGUUCUAUCAUCGCAAUUACAAAAAUUCCGAUCAUUAUGAACACGCCGAAACUGUUGAAGAUUUAUUUGUGAUACGCUAGCGGACUGUACUGCACCGGUAUCGGUAGCUAACUGGAUGCGACAAAGUCAUAGUGCGUUCCUGCUAUUCGGAUUAGACUAACCAACUAAUCGUUUUCUUCCAUUUUCUUUUAGUAUAGAUUCACAAAUUGUUAUCAAAUUGUCGGUCGGUUGAAGAUCUAUUCGGGUUGAUUACGUAAUUGUAUCUUUGCAUUGUGCGUUUCUCCAUGAGUUACGUUCGUAAACUCGCACGCUGCUGCUUUGGUUAAUGAAACACUAAGAACUUUGGUUUAUUAUUUUAAUGAUAUAUGUGUGCUUUGUUUAUAUUUUAAUUAUUUUACUACAG
Nicrophorus vespilloides is the source of this 3036-nucleotide messenger RNA. Its product is annotated as kinesin-like protein KIF18A. Gene Ontology annotation, molecular function: ATP binding; microtubule binding; microtubule motor activity. NCBI's taxonomy places the organism in Eukaryota, Metazoa, Arthropoda, Insecta, Coleoptera, Silphidae. The transcript is spliced from 5 exons. Gene Ontology annotation, biological process: microtubule-based movement. The coding region runs from base 234 to 2459 and encodes 741 amino acids. The record is from RefSeq and is a predicted model, not a curated record.